AAAAGAAAAAGAAAAGUAUAAUUAUGUAAAAUAGAAGAUAUAUUGGAAAAAUGAAUCGAUUUGCAUUUAGAAACAACCUAGUCAUAUUAGAGGAUCAAUUUAUAGAACUUGUUCAUGAGAGAGAGAGAGAGAGAGAGAAGAAACUAAAAAAGGUGAUUUAGUUGGCAGUUUUGAAUUUGGAGAAACAGAGAGAUAAAGAGUGAAGAUUUGGAGGAAUUUGUUUAGGCCGAGGAAUAACGUCCUUUCCAUGAAUUCCGCUGCUUCUACGAAAUCAACCUUACACACACUCUCUCUCUCGCUCGCUCUGUUUUUGCUUUGCGUGCUGAUUCUGCAACAGGGUUGAGGAGCAAUGGCCGACCAGCACAAAGUAAAGCUCUUCGAGCUCAACAAUGGAACUAUGCGAGUAAACAUCACGAACUUUGGGGCCACUAUCACUUCCCUCUUCGUUCCCGACAAAAAUGGAAAUCUUGGUGAUAUAGUCCUUGGAUUCGACUCCUUCGAACCAUACCACAAAGGCGCUUCACCUUAUUUUGGCUGCAUUGUGGGCCGGGUAGCAAACAGAAUCAAAGAAGGAAAGUUUAAUCUUAAUGGGGUUGGUUACUCUUUGGCCAUUAACAAUCCCCCGAAUAGUCUACAUGGUGGGCACAAAGGUUUUGAUAAAGUAGUUUGGGAGGUAGCAGAACAUAAAAGUGGGGAACACCCAUCAAUUACCUUGAAGUAUAACAGUCAUGAUGGGGAAGAAGGAUAUCCGGGGGAUGUUAUAGUCACUGCAACUUACACGCUUACUUCAAGUUUGACAAUGAGGUUAGACAUGGAAGCUGUGCCUAGUAAUAAGCCAACUCCAAUCAACUUAGCUCAACACACCUACUGGAACCUAGCAGGUCACAGCUCUGGGAACAUCCUUGAGCAUUUGGUUAAAUUAUGGGCUUCUCAAAUCACCCCUGCGGAUCAAAAUUCAAUCCCAACUGGUGAAUUUUUGUCAGUUAAAGGUACAGUUUUUGAUUUCACUGAAGAGAAAAAAGUUGGCAGCUCGAUAGAAAAUGUUCCUGGCUUGGGAUACGACCAUAAUUAUGUGCUUGACUGUGGGGAAGAUAAAUCAGGCUUGAGACAUGCAGCCAAGGUGAAGGAUCCAUCAACCUCUAGAGUUUUGAACUUAUGGACAGAUGCCCCUGGCAUGCAGUUUUACACAGCAAACUAUGUGAAUGAUGUUGCUGGUAAAGGUGGAGCUGUAUAUGGAAAGCAUUCUGGACUUUGUUUAGAAACACAGGGAUUUCCAAAUGCCAUUAAUCAGCCAAAUUUUCCUUCAAUUGUGGUUCAACCUGGUUUUGUAUGUCCACUUUGUGCUCAGUCUAGGUCAUCAACUGACUUCAGAGGCAAGCUCCAAUCACUGAGUAGAAUCUUAUUAGGCAUAUGAUGGAAGAGAAAUUCAUCUUGAUCAAUUAUUAACAACUGAUGUACUUCAGUUGUGUUUAGUGGCUCAACUUGAUAGAGAAGUUUCUCAUAUGCUCGUGUUUGACAAAAUGGUUGAAGUAUGUUCUUUUGAUGAAGAUGGACAACAUAUAUUCUGUAGAAUCUGUACAUUGGAGGACUUUGUAUGCAUUACGCUUGACUUGCAAUCCUAAGACUUUUACUCCAUUGAUCAAGUCGUUACCUUUGCCAAGAGUUCUGAGACAGAACUAAAUAUUGGAUGGAUACUUGUAAAUGACUAGCAGUUCCACAUGAGCCACCUCCUGCUUCUACCAAGCUCCUUGAUUCAAAGAGGGUUGAUUGCUUAACUGUUGACAGAAAGGAAACUCAUAUCACCCUAAGAAGACUCGUGUUUAUAUGUAGAGAUUGACCAAGAUAAGGAAGACAAGGCAGGCUAAGAGUGGGGAGAGCCCUAUUGAUAUGAUUGCUUUGUGAAUGCCCUUUAUACUGAUGAAGAUGAAGGGUUAAUGUUAGCUAGUGUACAUAAAUCUCCUACUAUAGGUUGAGAUUUUGUUCAAGUGGGAGAGAUUGAUGAAAUAUAGCUGGAGAAUUAAUUUUCAUUUUCAUUUUUUUAUUCUUGGAUAUUUUUGUUGGGUAAUAUCUUUAAGAUGCUGGGAUAUUAGUUUCAGGAAGUAGCAUUUUGGCUUAUUUCAGAUUCUAAAUUUAAGUUUCUUAUUUUCCAAGCAUUGUAGGCCUAUAGAAGGCCUCCUGUGUACUCAUUUGAAAAUUGAAUUACAAUUAUUUUAUGUUGGACAGUGGCCCUGCA
This is a messenger RNA of Malania oleifera, 2233 nucleotides long. RefSeq lists its product as uncharacterized. Lineage: Eukaryota; Viridiplantae; Streptophyta; Magnoliopsida; Santalales; Ximeniaceae. Gene Ontology annotation, biological process: glucose metabolic process; beta-D-galactose catabolic process via UDP-galactose, Leloir pathway. The record is from RefSeq and is a predicted model, not a curated record. The transcript is spliced from 6 exons. Gene Ontology annotation, molecular function: carbohydrate binding; aldose 1-epimerase activity. The coding region runs from base 350 to 1414 and encodes 354 amino acids.